GGGGGUCAGCGUUCAUAGUAGCGGAAGUCACGGGCAAUAUGGGCAACGCCAGGGUGGCAUGGGAGCGUCCUCCAUGCUUCAGCAAGCUAGUGGUCAGGGACGAGUGCAUAUGCAUAUCGCGGCCCAUCAUAGGCGUCUGGGAGGGAAUAAUCGGGAUAGGGUCUCACCGUUUAGUCAGCAUUCCUCGUGCUCGAGUGACAGCUUCGACGAUCCAGCGUUCGCUAGCGUCCCCUCGCAUGAACUUAGUUAUAUGCCACCUGCGGGUUCCGAAUGGUGUCCAUUGGUGAGCGGCACUAAUACUCCUCUGCAACCAUCAGCAGGGGUACCUGUAUCGUCGUAUGCUUAUGCUCAGCAAGAACUAGGUACUAGUAGGCGUCACCCUCUGGACCCGAGUCCUCUGAGAUCGUCUUCAAAUCCUAGUGAUGUGAGCUCCCCGAUUCAACACCAACAACAGCAGCAUGGGAGCAUGCCUUUCCCGACUGACGACGGCACUGAUCUUGGUAUCUACAUACAGGAACAACUACAACAUAUAAGUCCUGCUAGAGGUAACUCAGGAGUUGAUGAAUCACUCGGUGGUGGCCGACAGGGCAGUAGUAACCUCCUUGGUGGGCAAAGGACCGGGCGUCUGGGCAGCGACACACCGGUAGGACUGCAAGGAAAGGAGAAUGGUGAAGUACCCGAGCACCGAUUGAGAGAGUGACUUCCAUCAUAAUUCGAUAUCAUGCAUUGAUCAGUGAAAAUGGGCAACGACCUUUUCCGACC
Messenger RNA from Perkinsus marinus ATCC 50983, 762 nucleotides. RefSeq lists its product as hypothetical. The transcript has 9 exons. The coding region runs from base 59 to 700 and encodes 213 amino acids. The record is from RefSeq and is a predicted model, not a curated record. NCBI's taxonomy places the organism in Eukaryota, Perkinsozoa, Perkinsida, Perkinsidae.